Phacochoerus africanus (Common warthog) is the source of this 936-nucleotide messenger RNA. Its product is annotated as olfactory receptor 6C2-like. Gene Ontology annotation, cellular component: membrane. Gene Ontology annotation, biological process: G protein-coupled receptor signaling pathway. Gene Ontology annotation, molecular function: G protein-coupled receptor activity; olfactory receptor activity. The transcript has a single exon. The record is from RefSeq and is a predicted model, not a curated record. Bases 1 to 936 code for a protein of 311 amino acids. NCBI's taxonomy places the organism in Eukaryota, Metazoa, Chordata, Mammalia, Artiodactyla, Suidae.
AUGAGAAACCACACAGUAACAACUUUUGUCCUGCUGGGACUCACAGAUGAGCCACAGCUGAAGACUCUGGUUUUCAUCUUCCUGUUUCUCACCUACACGCUGAGCGUCACUGGGAACCUGACCAUCAUCUCCCUCACCUCCACAGACUCUCACCUCAAAACUGCCAUGUACUUUUUCCUACAAAACUUCUCCUUCUUGGAAAUCGCAUUUACGUCUGCUUGUGUUCCCCAAUACUUGUACAACAUAGCAACAGGUGAUAAGACCAUCACAUACAACAGUUGUGCUACGCAACUAUUUUUUACUGAUCUCUUUGGAGUAACUGAGUUUUUCCUCCUGGCCGCCAUGGCCUAUGACCGCUACGUGGCCAUCUGCAAACCCCUGCAUUACGUGACCAUCGUGAACCACACGGUCUGCAGGAGACUCAUCAUUGGUUCCUGGCUGGCUGGCUUGUUGAUCAUCAUCCCCCCACUCAGCCUGGGCCUAAAGCUGGAAUUCUGUGACUCCAAUGUCAUUGACCAUUUUGUCUGUGAUGCAGCCCCCCUCCUAAAGAUCUCAUGCUCGGAAACGUGGCUCAUGGAGCAGAUGGUCAUGGUCUGUGCUGUGUUGACCUUUAUCAUGACACUCGUGUGUGUGGUUCUAUCCUACGUGUACAUCCUCAAGACCAUCUUGCAGUUCCCUUCUGCCCAGCAAAGGAAAAAGGCAUUUUCUACAUGUUCCUCCCACAUGAUCGUGGUCUCCAUCAGCUAUGGAAGCUGUAUCUUCACCUAUGUUAAACCUUCAGCGAAGAAAUCAUUGGCUGUUAAUAAGGGUGUGACACUGCUCACUACUUCCAUUGCUCCCAUGCUGAAUCCUUUCAUUUACACCUUGAGAAACAAGCAAGUGAAACAAGCUUUCAAUGAUACAAUCAAAAGAUUUGCAUUGUUCUUAAAGAAAUAA